AUGGUGGCUGCAGGGCUUAUUGGCUCCCCGCUUCUGUUCAUGGGCGUCUGCUUCAUGCUGAUCUUCUACAAGAUAUACCGCAGCAAGAUGGACGUGUUCACUCUCAACGUGGACGAUCCGCUCAGGAAGAUCCACGCCACUAAUGGAGAUGGAACAUACCAUGGGCAUUCCUCACAUAAAGAUAAGAAGGGAAUGAUGCAGAAGGUCUGGGUUGAGACGUUAAGGUCCUCCAAGACGCUGCUUGUCGUCUUCAUCGCCUUUGUCGUCUGCUGGACGCCUUACGCCAUUGUGACGGCGCUUGACGUUGAGAACGCGUUCCCCAUGGAGCUGCACUUGUUCAUCACCCUUCUGGCACACCUGCACUCCAGCCUUAACUUCAUCAUCUACAUGUUCUUUAACAAAACUUUUCGGCGCACAGUGAUGACCAUGCUACGCUGCCGACUUUCCCAUCAAUCGUCUAGGAGUUCCAUAGAUACCUCGGAAACCAGCCGCUCCGGAAAGUCGGGCUCCAAGUUCUCAUUCAACCUGGUGCUCAACCAAAAGAACGCAUACACGAUCAAGUCAUCAGAGAAAUAA
Dreissena polymorpha is the source of this 576-nucleotide messenger RNA. RefSeq names its product lysophosphatidic acid receptor 2-like. The coding region runs from base 1 to 576 and encodes 191 amino acids. Gene Ontology annotation, molecular function: peptide binding; G protein-coupled receptor activity. Gene Ontology annotation, biological process: G protein-coupled receptor signaling pathway. The transcript has 4 exons. Gene Ontology annotation, cellular component: membrane. The record is from RefSeq and is a predicted model, not a curated record. Lineage: Eukaryota; Metazoa; Mollusca; Bivalvia; Myida; Dreissenidae.